Messenger RNA from Scomber japonicus (chub mackerel), 2155 nucleotides. Its product is annotated as Y+L amino acid transporter 2-like. Bases 312 to 1784 code for a protein of 490 amino acids. NCBI's taxonomy places the organism in Eukaryota, Metazoa, Chordata, Actinopteri, Scombriformes, Scombridae. The record is from RefSeq and is a predicted model, not a curated record. Gene Ontology annotation, molecular function: L-amino acid transmembrane transporter activity; basic amino acid transmembrane transporter activity. Gene Ontology annotation, cellular component: membrane. Gene Ontology annotation, biological process: amino acid transmembrane transport. The transcript has 12 exons.
CUAAAGUAGCGUUCAUGUGUCACUCACUGCCUGCUCCACUGGAGGAAAAACACGACACAACACAGAUCAUCCCAGUGGAGAAGCACUCCUCGAUUCAACCAAUGGCUGUUUGAGAAAUAGUAUUCGCCCUCCAGUGACACUCCCGCCUCCCUUUCACUGCCUGGUCCACACCCCUCUCUUCGUCUUGGCCAGUCCAGUUCUGUCCUUCUUAACCUACUCCUCACUAUCUGGUGCAGACAAGAAUCACUCUGCCUUCAUAACAUCCCUGGUAGCUGCUCUGAAGGAUUUUUAGCCUUCAGCCUAAAGUCAGAAUGGUUGCUGAGGCGGACUCCGUGUCUCAGGGCAGUGGUGUGCGGCUGAAGCAGGAGAUCUCCCUCCUGCACGGUGUCUGUCUCAUCGUGGGAAAUAUGAUCGGCUCUGGCAUCUUUGUUUCACCAAAGGGCGUUCUCAAGUACACUGGUUCAUUUGGCCUGUCCCUCAUAGUCUGGGCCAUUGGUGGGAUAUUUUCUGUGAUUGGGGCAUUGUGCUACGCUGAGCUGGGCACCACCAUCCGUAAAUCUGGAGCCUCCUACGCCUACAUCCUGGAAGCCUUUGGAGGUUUUUUGGCUUUUAUUCGACUGUGGACGUCAUUGCUGAUUGUGGAGCCGGCUUGUCAGGCAGUGAUAGCCUUGACCUUCUCCAGCUAUCUGGUUCAGCCCUUCUACCCAACCUGUUUAGCCCCCUACAAUGCCGUCCGCCUCAUCGCUGCCGCAAUCAUAUGUUUGCUGACUUGUGUGAACUGUAUGAAAGUGAAAUGGGGGGCUAUUCUUCAGGUCAUCUCCACUGUAGCCAAGGUUCUAGCCCUCAUCGUCAUCAUCAUUACCGGCAUGGUGAAGCUGGCACAAGGUUUUGACCAAAACUUUGAGGACUCAUUCAGAGGCUCCAAAGUGAACCCUGGUGACAUGGCCUUGGCCCUCUAUUCAGCACUCUAUUCCUACUCUGGCUGGGACACACUCAACUUCAUCACAGAGGAGAUCAAGGACCCCGAGAGGAAUCUGCCCUUGUCCAUCGCCAUUUCUAUGCCUAUUGUCACAGUGAUCUACAUCUUGACCAACAUAGCUUACUACGUCGUCAUGGAUGCAGACAAAGUGCUCAGUAGUGAAGCUGUUGCUGUGACCUUUGCUGAUGAGGUGCUGGGCUGGGCUCGGUGGCUGAUCCCUCUGGCUGUGGCCAUUUCCUGCUACGGAGGCCUCAACUCCUCCAUCAUCGCUGCCUCCAGGUUGUUUUUCGUUGGUUCCAGAGAACGCCACCUGCCUAAUGUCCUGUGCAUGAUCCACAUUCAGCGCUUUACUCCAAUUCCAGCUCUGCUUUUUAAUGGUGCCAUGUCGCUGCUCUACCUGAUCGUGCCCGACGUCUUCCAGUUGAUCAACUACUUCAGUUUUAACUACUGGUUGUUCAUCGGCCUGUCAAUCGCAGCCCAGAUCUACCUUCGAUUCAAAGCUCCUGACUUGCACCGACCUAUUAAGCUGUCUUUGUUCUUCCCAAUCGUCUUUUGCUUGUGCACCGUAUUCCUUGUGGUGGUGCCCCUCUACAGCGAUACCAUCAACUCUCUGGUGGGAAUAGCUGUGGCGCUGUCUGGUGUACCAGUCUACUUCAUUUGCAUCCACCUGCCGCCCACUUCCAGACCAGCUUUCUUUGGCAAAGUAAUCGAUAAGAUCUCUCUAUACACCCAGAAAAUUUGCAUGUGUUGUGUGGCCUCGCCUGAUAUUGAUCUGGACAACAUCGACCCUGAAAAGAUCGAGUGACCAAGGACCAAGGACUCUAUGAAGUACUAUAUGGAGGGAUGUAUGAGAAAGAAUGAACAGAUGAAUAGAGCUGUGAGCUGCAGACAAUCAGGAGUUGGAUAAAUGAGGCUUGAUUUAUUCAAAGAAAAAAUUGAGAGAUGAGAUCAACGCACCUUUCCUCCUCCUCCUCUCAUACAUGAGCCAUAUGAAUAAAGGAGCAGGAUUUUACUUAUACUUUUACUUUUGUACACAAUAAUCUGUCCAACAGACAACACCCUACAAAUAAUCUUGGUGGACCUCCUGCACAUUCACGUUUGAACACAGUACAGUAUUGGUUGUGUGAUUUCCUUCCACACAUGCUCACACACUGCAUCUCACUCACACGCACGCAC